UGUUUAAACGUCGUCGUGUUAUUAAUACUGGAGUCGCCUGUAAAAUAUACCUAAGUAUGUAGCUAAACUAAGGAUAUUUGUUUGAGGAAUUCUUUUGUGCAUUAUAUUUAGUGGCAAUCGCAUUUAGUGUGAAUUAGUUACAGUAGUCGUGAACAUACGUAUGUAGACAGCUUCUGCGGAAUUUAGUGUUAGUUUUGUGUGUUGGAAUAACAGACGUCGGCGUUUCUUCAGGCUGACUAAUUUCAGCCCUGGGUCUGAUGGGUGGCUGACGGCUGCUGAAGUGUCUGAAAGUUGCUCCUGAGUUUCCAAGAUGGCGUCGUGGUGGUGGGGCUUGCUGGUGCUGUCUGGACUGGCCGUGGGCCAGGGACCUGAGAAACGUAGAACCGGCAACAUUUGCGGUGUGGACAUGGACUGUCCCGACAACGCGUUCUGCCGCCUCAACAGCUACUGCGUCUGUAAGGACGGCUUCGUGUACGCCGCCGUCAACAGCACACACAAGGGCUGCUUGAAGGAAGCCUCAAUCGGGGACCCGUGCGUGCAGCACAUCCAGUGCCACUCGACGCUGGGGGUGCAUUCCGAGUGCGUGGCCGACGCGUGCGCCUGCAAGCAGAACGCGCAUCUUGAGGGCACUAGGUGCUAUGAGACUGCUUUGAUUGGCGACCGCUGCGUGUCUGACGAGAACUGCCUGCUGGGCGACCGCUCGGCCCCCGAGUUCCAGGCCUACUGCGUGCGCGGGUACUGCUCCUGCCAGCUGCUCUACAGCCCUAGGGACAAUGGCACCAGAUGCGUGCGCGACGCGUCCCUCGGCGAGGCCUGCGAGGACGAGCUGCAGUGCGCGGGCGCCGGGCUGGAGUGCCGCGGGACCUGCCGCUGCAAGGACGGCUGGGCCGCGCACAAUUACACCAACUCUUGUUUAUUGUCGGUGAAAGCCCUAGGCGAGGCGUGCGACUACGACGUGCAGUGCGAGGCUUUGGGCGGCUCCUCCGACGCGCCGGCGCCCACCGCCGCCCUGUGUCUGGGCGGCGUCUGCACCUGCGGUUACAACGCCAGGGCGGCGGGAGAACCCAAACACUGCUGGCACAGGAAACGGCCCGGCCAGGAAUGCAAGAGAGAUGAGGAAUGCGUAUCAGAAGAAGACGAGCCAGGCUACUGCCUGUCGGGCCGCUGCACGUGCAAGACCUGCGCCCCCGACGCCAGGGACUUCAACUCCGCCCCUUCCCUCCCCGCGCCGCUCCACCUCGCCGCCAUCUUGUUAUUAACCGCCAUUUUGACGCAAUAGACGCCAUCUUGAAUACGACGCCAUGUUGUUAUGGAUUUUAUGCAUGAGGUUGUGAUGUUUGUUGAAAGCGUUGUGAUCUAAUUAUUGACGUUUGAAAAGUUUGUUGCCAUUGAGAGCUAAACAGAUAUUAAAGUUGGUAAAGUUACUCGUAUAUUUGAUAAUUUUAUUAUUGAAAUGUUAAAAUGAAUCAUGAAGAAUAUUAUUUAAACCUUUACUUAUGGCGAAAUUUAUUGGCCAUCUGAAAAUCUGAAUCAUGUAAGUACCUAGAUGUUAGACACACAAAAGUAAGAUUGAACUCCAGUGAAAAUGCUAAGCAAUAAUUUGAUGAUGUUAUUAAUUUUAGCACAAUAAUUAGUGAUUUAUAUGUUGUUGAUUCCUACGUUGUACCUAGGUAGUUGAUUAAUAGUUUACGAUAAGGUGUAAAUACGAUUAUUGUUGUUGUUUUAUUUUAUUAAACUUAUUUUAAGUGUAGUGACCUAACAAACAUAUGAUAUUUUCCAUAAAAACAGUAUUUUGCGUGCAAUUUUUCUAUUGUGAAUAAGAUGACAUAAUAAAAAAUAGAUUUAUAUGCCAAAGAACUGUACACAUACAAUGAUUAUGAGAAUAAAAAAAUAUCUAUUUAUUUA
Molecule: messenger RNA, 1905 nt
Organism: Plutella xylostella (diamondback moth)
Lineage: Eukaryota; Metazoa; Arthropoda; Insecta; Lepidoptera; Plutellidae
Source: RefSeq, a predicted model, not a curated record